GAAUGACCCGGUUGUUAGACUAAUAAUACCUCUGUAGACUGAUCUAGACUGACAACCAUCUGGAGCAAGCUAAGCCGGCUACAAGAUCACGUGACCGACUGAGAGCUGCGCCCGUGCACAUCUGCAAAAUGGAGGAUCGUGAAGCCAAGGAGCCUGAACAGCUCAGAAAGCUGUUUAUCGGGGGUCUCAGCUUUGAAACCACGGAAGAGAGUUUACGGGCCCAUUUUGAGCAAUGGGGAACACUGACGGACUGUGUGGUGAUGAGGGACCCCAACAGUAAGCGCUCAAGGGGCUUCGGCUUUGUAACAUACUCUUGUGUAGGUGAAGUUGAUGAUGCCAUGAAGGCAAGGCCUCAUAAAGUGGAUGGCCGUGUUGUUGAACCCAAGAGGGCUGUGUCCAGAGAGGAUUCCAAUAAGCCAGGUGCCCAUCUGACAGUGAAGAAAAUCUUUGUUGGAGGCAUUAAGGAGGACACUGAGGAGUACCACAUCCGGGAGCACUUUGAGAAAUAUGGAAAGAUCGAGUGCAUUGACAUCAUGGAGGAACGCUCCACAGGAAAGAAAAGGGGGUUUUGCUUUGUCUCGUUUGAUGACCACGACACCGUAGACAAAAUCGUGGCCCAGAAAUUCCACACAAUCAACUUCCACAACUGUGAAGUCAGGAAAGCUUUGUCAAAACAGGAAAUGAGUGCUAUGUCAAAUAAUAGGGGCAGAAGUGGAGGAUCUGGAAACUUCAUGGGCAGAGGUAGCAACUUUGGUGGAGGUGGCAACUUUGGCAGAGGUGGCUAUGGUGGAGGACGAGGUGGUUACGGCGACGAUUUUGACAAUGGUCCUGGUGGGAAUUAUGGUGGAGGACCAGGUUAUGGAGGAGGCCGUGGGGGCUAUGGAGGUGGUGGUCCAGGGUAUGGAAACCAGGGUGGGGGAUUUGGUGGCAGCUGCGAUGGAGGAUACGGUGGUAAUGAUGGAGGAUAUGGAGGAGGUGGAAAUUACAACGACUUUGGAAAUUAUGGUGGGCAGCAGUCCAACUACGGGCCCAUGAAGGGAAACAACUUUGGUGGCCGAAAUUCAGGCGGACCCUACGGAGGUGGCUACGGCUCUGGCGGCGGUGGCGGAGGCGGCUACGGCUCCAGGCGAUAUUAAUUAUUUCAUGUUUUGAUUUGUGGAAAGAGGCAUUCUCUUCUUGCUGAAAAUCUGUAAAGACCUGAUAACAUGGAAGGUUCUGGAUGGGUAAGACUUUUUCAAAAUAUUAUCCAAGGCUGCUCAUAUUAUUUUUAACUAUGCACUUGGUGAUUAUCUGAGGUGUUAAGAGUCUUUUAAGGUAAACCGAGCAGGAUGACAUCCAGUGUUGCUCCAAGAUUCAACUUCUGACCCCAGUGCUCUGCUUGGUAUACCUUGAAGGCAAAAUGUGUUGUAUUGUUAUGUUUUAUUACUUUUGUUAUCAGUGGCAGUGAUAAUACUGAUCAACUAAUAGCAGCAGUUUAGUCAUGAAGAAAUAAAAAGGUUUCAACAUCCUCUGAAAGCCAUAAAAUACUGUUUUUUUAUUAGGUGUUUAUUAUUAUUAUUAUUAUUAUUAUUAUUUACUGUGGAAAAUAGUGCAACAGUGCCAACGCCUCGUGGCACAAACCUUUUGACUGAGGUUAUUUGGAUUAUUCUUACAAAGGCUGAUCAGUAUAGUAAUGCAGUAUGCAAAUUGUGGGUUUUAGAGGUCCCUCGCAGUCACACAGCAAUUUCAUAUUCCAGUUUUUAUAGAAACAAAAAACCCCAGCUUGGAUCAUCUGAAUACGCAGAUACUCAACCACCAGUAUUUUCUACAGUCGUGGAAAAAAUUAUUACACCACCCUUGUUUUCUUCAGUGUCUUGUUCAUUUUAAUGUCUGGUACAACUAAAGGUACUUUUGUUUGGAC
Messenger RNA from Sphaeramia orbicularis (orbiculate cardinalfish), 1900 nucleotides. It is a transcript of the gene hnrnpa3, whose product is annotated as heterogeneous nuclear ribonucleoprotein A3. Bases 129 to 1136 code for a protein of 335 amino acids. The transcript has 11 exons. Lineage: Eukaryota; Metazoa; Chordata; Actinopteri; Kurtiformes; Apogonidae. Gene Ontology annotation, cellular component: catalytic step 2 spliceosome. Gene Ontology annotation, molecular function: mRNA 3'-UTR binding. Gene Ontology annotation, biological process: mRNA splicing, via spliceosome. The record is from RefSeq and is a predicted model, not a curated record.